GGGGUGAUGAACGUGAAUAAUAAGAUCGAGAGAGCUCAUCAAAUGUAUAGAGAAGGUAAGUACCAGGAAGCUUUAGUUUAUUACACCGAAGCGCUUUCCGCCGCCAAGUCCAUACCCCAACAAAUCGCUCUCCACAGCAAUCGGGCCGCCUGUUUUCUCAAACUCCACAACUUCAAGAAGGCUGCUGAAGAAUGCACCUGGGUGCUUGAGCUUGAUCACAAUCACACUGGAGCAUUGAUGUUGCGUGCUCAGACGUUAGUCACUCUAAAGGAGUACAACUCAGCUCUUUUUGACGUCAAUAGGCUCAUUGACUUAAACCCUUCAUCAGAAGUUUAUCAGAAUCUUCAGGCCCGAUUAAAGACACAAUUGUCCCUUGCUCCCAUCCCUGAAGAUGAUGCAGAGCUUGAAGAAGAUGAAGAUGAUACAGAACUGCAGGUGGACAAGGAGGUAAAAGAAAGAAAAGCAUUGGAGGAAUGUGAAGAUGGAGUAGAGCAAGUUACAGAGGCGGUAGUUCCUGACGAGCAAAGGCUGAGAGUUGUGGGGUUACUGCCAGAGGGGAGGUCGCUGCUCAGAAUAGUGCCGUUGGUAAGUUAUCCGAACAAGAUUCCUCUGGGUGGCAAGCUAUCCCAAAACCGAAAGGACACUCACAACUUGACUACUCAAGGUGGGAUAGAGUUGCAGAUGAAUCCAGCGAAGAUGAUGACGAAGAUAGCGACAAUGAUUCUCAGCCCCAGUACAGAUUCCGAGUGAGAACAGUUGGUGUGCGUGCGGUAAAGUAACGUCAGAAGAAUUGCCCGAACAAUGUAUUUUACUUGACUCAUUUAUGACCGACUCUGCAGACAAGUGUCUGUAGAGGUAACGCCGCCCAUGAUGAACGGAGGUGCUGUGGUUUGAAGGCUGCAGUUGAUGGUUCGUAAAUCAAACUUCAAAUGGUACGUGCAAUGCUUUGCUGGUUGGCUGCAAAUGAUCAACACUGAAGCUGUUCUGUUCUGUUCAAGGGAUUUUUGUGUAUCUGGAGAUCUUGAAUGGCAAAGGCAGUGUCUCAGGACUAGCGUUUUCUGAUGGGCUUGAAAAGAAGAUUGAAGGAUGUUAUAGAACCUUGGCUUGCAUUUACGAUGUCUGAUAUUGAAGGGACAUUUCUCUCCUGGCUUAUUGCUGUGUUAUGGGCAAAGGCGCAAUCAAAUUCCUUCUUCCUUUUCCUCGCACUUAACGGAGCAGAUUCAGACGGUACUCAAAAUGGCACAUUUAGACAAGAAGCAGGGAAGCGGCUAUGGAGUAGAUGUUAUCGUUGCAUGAUUAGAAUGUGUUCUAGCGCAGA
This is a messenger RNA of Coffea arabica (coffee), 1318 nucleotides long. Lineage: Eukaryota; Viridiplantae; Streptophyta; Magnoliopsida; Gentianales; Rubiaceae. The record is from RefSeq and is a predicted model, not a curated record.